CCGUCCAGGGCAAGAACUUCCGCCACACGGACGGAGCAUGUUCCAUUGUACCGAGCAGUUCUAAAAGAGUGUCGCAGUUUUGGAGGUGUCAACUGUUAGAAUUCCGUUAAAGUUGCUUUGAUUGUGGUGACCGGCUGUCGCUACAUAGUGAAGAAAUCAGAUGAGGUCGUUGACGACAGAGUAACGGGCGACUGCAGGGACAGAGUGCGGUGGUUCUCACCGAAGGAAUUCCAUCCAGCCUCAGCGGCGGCUCUUCCACCUUCUUCCGCCGGUUAGCACUGUAGUAGCUAAAUAGCGCUAGCCGCGGUUUGUUUUAACUCCCGUGAAUCCGAUGAGUGGAAUGUUUUUAACCCGGAGGCAUCUCAGUUCGAGUCGGUCAGAAACACAGACGACGAAGGCUGUUAGCUGCGGGAUUAGCCGCUAAACCGAGUUAGCUACUUGGCUAGCCAACUGUCGGGUCGCCUUGAUUAAAAACAAACAAACAAAAAAAAAACAGCACGACGUGUAGUCAGAUACAAACGUUGUUCUGGUGAAUAUUUAUUGCUUGGACUUGAAUUUCACCGCAACCGCGCAGAAUGAAUGGGUUCAGCACAGAAGAGGACAGCCACGACGGCCCGCCGGCUCCACCGUUUUACGGCCAGAGCUGCUGUCUGAUCGAGGACGGGGAGCGCUGCGGCCGCUCGGCUGGAAACGCCUCCUUCAGCAAGAGAAUUCAGAAAAGCAUAUCGCAGAAGAAACUGAAGCUGGACAUCGACAAGAGUGUGCGGCAUCUCUACAUCUGUGACUUUCACAAGAACUUCAUUCAGAGCGUCCGCAACAAGAGAAAGAGGAAGACGAGUGAUGAUGGAGGGGAAUCCCCUGACCACGAUGUGGAAGUGCCUGAGGUGGAUUUGUUCCAGCUGCAGGUGAACACGCUGAGACGCUACAAGCGACACUACAAGCUGCAGACCAGACCCGGCCUCAACAAGGCCCAGCUGGCAGAGACCGUGAGUCGUCACUUCAGGAAUAUACCUGUGAACGAGAAGGAGACGCUCACCUACUUCAUCUACAUGGUGAAGAGCAGCAAGAGCCGCCUGGACCAGAAGGCCGACGGAGGCAAACCCCUGGACUAAGCUUCCCUCUGCCGUAACCCCAGCAACAGCUCCACACCAAACCUGGACACCACUAUCAGCAGCAGCUCCGCCUCCGUCCCCUUCCCACUGUCGGACCAGAACCUUUGCCGUCCUCUCAGGACGUUAAACAGAACUGGAGGAGACGUGGAGGAAGGACGAGUUUGCUUUCUCACCGUCACUGACCUCUCCAUAAGGUCUGUGGAGAAGCAGGGCUCACUGCGGAGAUUUACGUCGUAAUACUGUAAAAAAAACAAAAAAACAAUACAGCAUCUGACCUGAAAUAACUCAGCUGAAUGAAAUGUACAAUAUUGCUGCCUUAAGAGUUUAAAAAAUGGAGAAACAAAAAACA
This is a messenger RNA of Poecilia reticulata (guppy), 1461 nucleotides long. RefSeq names its product sap30-like (gene sap30l). The record is from RefSeq and is a predicted model, not a curated record. Gene Ontology annotation, cellular component: histone deacetylase complex. Gene Ontology annotation, molecular function: transcription coregulator activity; protein binding. Lineage: Eukaryota; Metazoa; Chordata; Actinopteri; Cyprinodontiformes; Poeciliidae. Gene Ontology annotation, biological process: regulation of DNA-templated transcription.